AUGAAAAUACUGUUGUCCAGUAAUGUCACCUGGAAGAAAAAGACGGCGGGUCGCGAGACCGGGCGGUGCAUGUCGGUAGCGGCGAUGCAGGCGCUGCACCGGCUGCGCGAAUGCCGGCUGCUGUGUGACGCCGUAGUGCGCGCGGACGACGGCGCCGCCUUCCCAGUCCACCGCGCCAUACUCUCCGCCUGUAGCCCUUACUUCCUGGCACUAUUUACAACCACCUUGCACUCCCGUGAACAAAGUGACGUGCUGAUAUCGGGCGUGCGCUCUGAGAUUCUGCUGCUUCUGAUCGAGUACGCGUAUCUGCGGCGCAUUGACGUGACGGACGCAAAUGUGCACGAGCUCCUCAUGACCGCCGACUACCUCGCUUUCCUCGGCGUGCUGCAGUUGUGUUGUGACCAUCUACGUGCCUCACUCAAUCCGAGGAACUGUUUAGGGAUAAUGAUGUUUGCCAGACGGGUGUUCUGCUAUAAGUUGGAAGCUGAUGCCCGGCGCUACCUUUUACGGUAUUUCGUAAAAGUUGCAACGCAGAGUGACGAAUUCCUUCACCUACCAAUUGACGAGCUCAAUGCAAUCAUACUGGAAGAUGAACUGAACGUAAAGAGCGAAGAAGUUGUAUGGGACGCUGUACUCCGAUGGGUCAACUUUGAUUCUGAUCAGCGCUGGCAGCAUACCGUUAAGCUAAUGGGCAGUAUACGUUUGGGACUAUUAGAUACGCAAUUUUUUCUAGAGAACGUGAAAGAUCAUCCAUACGUCACCAGCAACGAGGGUUCGCGCCCAAUUAUCAUAGAAACACUAAAGUUUCUGUACGAUUUGGAAAUGAUUGCGCAGCGAGACGGAGAAGUCGCUACACCUGAGAUAGCUCGACCAAGAGUUCCUCAUGAGGUGUUGUUUGCCAUUGGAGGAUGGAGCGGUGGAUCGCCAACUGCAUUUAUUGAAACGUACGACACUCGUGCUGAUCGAUGGAUUAAGGUAGAAGAGGUUGACCCAGCUGGACCACGAGCAUAUCACGGCACUGCUGUACUCGGCUACUGUAUCUACGUCAUCGGCGGCUUCGACGGCAUGGACUAUUUCAACUCGUGCCGAUGUUUCGACGCUGUAAACAAAACUUGGCGGGAGGUUGCACCAAUGAACGCGCGUCGCUGCUACGUGUCGGUGGCUGUGCUGGGCGAGACGAUAUACGCGAUGGGCGGGUACGAUGGUCACCAUCGCCAAAACACGGCGGAACGUUUCAACCACCGUACCAACCAGUGGUCGUUGGUGGCGCCGAUGAACGCACAGCGUUCGGAUGCAAGCGCCGCCGCACUUGACAAUAAGAUAUACAUAACGGGUGGGUUCAACGGACAGGAGUGUAUGAACAGCGUGGAGGUUUACGAUCCUGACACCAACCAGUGGACGAAUCUUGCACCGAUGCGCUCACGUCGCUCCGGCGUCUCUUGCAUCGCGUACCACAACAAGAUUUACGUAAUAGGCGGUUUCAAUGGGAUCUCGCGUAUGUGCAGCGGUGAAGUGUAUGACCCCGCGACAAACACGUGGGCCCCGGUGCCAGACAUGUACAAUCCGCGCAGCAACUUCGCCAUUGAAGUCAUCGACGAUAUGAUCUUCGCGAUCGGUGGCUUCAACGGCGUCACCACCAUCUACCACGUCGAGUGCUACGAUGAGAAGACUAAUGAAUGGUACGAGGCCACUGACAUGAAUAUCUACCGUUCUGCGUUGUCCGCAUGCGUCAUCAUGGGUCUACCAAACGUGUAUGACUAUAUUCACAAGCACCGUGAGCGACUUAUGGAAGAGAAACGGCAGAAGAUACUGCUCUCAGAGACGGCGAGGCACGGUCAGCAUCGCACUCCGUUACCCGAUAUGCAUUUAAUGGAGGACAAUGAUGACAUGUUGGAGCAGCUCGGAUUGAUGGAACAUCAGGCCAACAACAACAACUUAGCAAUACCUCCACCACCUCCACCGCCCUUGCCACCGCAGCCAUUGGAACAGGACAGACACUAA
This is a messenger RNA of Parnassius mnemosyne (clouded apollo), 2001 nucleotides long. The record is from the annotation of a GenBank genome assembly. NCBI's taxonomy places the organism in Eukaryota, Metazoa, Arthropoda, Insecta, Lepidoptera, Papilionidae.